Messenger RNA from Rhododendron vialii, 3021 nucleotides. RefSeq lists its product as uncharacterized. The transcript is spliced from 4 exons. Gene Ontology annotation, molecular function: nucleic acid binding. NCBI's taxonomy places the organism in Eukaryota, Viridiplantae, Streptophyta, Magnoliopsida, Ericales, Ericaceae. The record is from RefSeq and is a predicted model, not a curated record. Bases 1 to 3021 code for a protein of 1006 amino acids.
AUGGAGUCAGCCAAUCAAGUUCAAAGUGAGGUGUGUUCUCUUUGCAGUAGUCAUGUGCAUACAACACAAACAUGUCCUUCCAUUAUUGGAUACUCUGACAGCUAUGUUGAACAAGCGAAUGCGCUCAAUAAUUAUGGAAAAUCAUUUGCUAGUCCUUUUUCGGAAACAUACAACCAAAAUUGGCGAAAUCAUCCAAACUUUUCAUGGCUUCAGAACCAACCUACUGCAAAUAUAGGUGGGCAACCUUUUCAUUCACAAAAUCAAUCUCCCCCAGGUUUUCGUCCUCCUACACAAUCAUACCCUCCUCAAUCUCAACCAUUUUAUGCUCCAACUCCCGUGUCUCAACCGAACUUCCAAUCUGUUGCACCACAGCAACAAUCAUCCUUAGAGGACACCCUUAAAGCAAUCAUGGCUAAAAUUGAAAAAAAUGAUGCUAAAAUUGAAAAUUCAACUCACUUGCACGCUCAAGCCAUUGCUAAACUUGAAAAUCAAAUGGGUCAAUUAGCUAGUCAACUUGCAGAGAGAGAGAAAGGGAAGUUUCCGAGUCAAACUCUAGUGAAUCCAAAAGGACAGUUUUCUAUAGGCACCACCUCUACUCCUUCAAACGAGCAACACCAUGUUCAAUCAAUCAUUACCCUUAGAUCCGGGAAAGAAGUUGAUAAUAAAGUUAGUAUGCCAACAGAGGAAUUACAAGUACAAAUCAACAUUCCAUUCUUAGAUGCCAUUCAACAAGUGCCCUCGUGCGCUAAAUUUUUGAAAGAUCUAGUCACUAUAAAAAGGAAGACAAAUGUUCCAAAGAAGGCGUUUUUAACUGAACAGGAAAAUGCUAAAACUUCACGUGAGCCACAAAGACGUCUAAAUCCUGCAAUGCAAGAAGUAGUUAGAUCAAAAAUUCUUAAGCUUUUAGAUGCUAGCGUUAUUUAUCCCAUAUCUGAUAGCAGUUGGGUGAGUCCUGUUCAAGUUGUUCCUAAGAAAUCGGGUGUGACGGUAGUAAAAAACGAAGACAAUGAAUUAGUUCCAACCCGUGUUCAAACAGGAUGGCGUGUUUGUAUAGACUAUCGAAAAUUAAAUUCCAUGACACGAAAAGAUCAUUUUCCUUUACCAUUUAUUGACCAAAUGUUAGAAAGGUUAGCGGGACAUGAGUAUUAUUGCUUUCUUGAUGGUUAUUCUGGUUAUAAUCAAAUUCCCAUUGCACCGGAAGACCAAGAAAAGACUACGUUCACAUGCCCUUAUGGUACUUUUGUGUACCGCCGCAUGCCAUUUGGACUAUGCAAUGCACCAGCCACCUUUCAGCGAUGCAUGGUUAGUAUUUUUUCUGACAUGGUAGAACGUUUUUUGGAAGUGUUUAUGGAUGAUUUUUCAGUUUUUGGAUCUUCUUUUGAUGAAUGCUUACACCAUUUGACCCUAGUGUUAAUGCGAUGCAAAGAAAAAAGUCUUGUGCUUAAUUGGGAAAAAUGUCACUUUAUGGUUAAGCAAGGAAUUGUAUUAGGGCAUAUUAUCUCGCAUAAAGGUAUUGAAGUGGAUAAAGCUAAAAUUGAUUUGAUAUCUAACCUUCCACCCCCACGUACUGUAAAGGAGAUUAGAUCAUUUUUGGGUCAUGCGGGCUUUUAUAGGAGGUUCAUUAAAGACUUUAGUAAAAUUGCUAAACCUCUAUGUAAUUUGUUGGCCAAAGAUGCCCCGUUUGUGUUCAACAAGGAGUGCCUUCUUGCUUUUGAGAGAUUAAAAAGUGAGUUGACCUCCGCCCCUAUAAUUCGACCACCCAAUUGGAAUGUCCCUUUUGAAAUUAUGUGUGAUGCCUCUGAUUACGCGGUAGGCGCUGUUUUAGGACAACGUGUCGAUAAGCUCCCUCAUGUAAUUUAUUAUGCUAGUAAGACGUUAAAUGAUGCACAAUUAAACUAUUCCACUACAGAAAAGGAGUUACUAGCAGUUGUUUUUGCACUUGAUAAGUUUAGAGCUUAUUUAUUGGGUUCUAAGGUCGUAGUCUAUUCAGAUCAUGUUGCAUUGAAGUAUCUGUUGUCUAAAAAAGAUGCUAAAUCUAGAUUAAUUCGAUGGAUUUUGUUACUGCGAGAAUUUGACAUUGAGAUUCGAGAUAAAAAAGGCUCUGAGAAUGUGGUGGCCGACCAUCUGUCUAGAUUAAUUGUAGAGUUCACUGAGGAUUCAUUGCCCAUCUCUGAAACUUUUCCUGAUGAACAACUGAUGCAUGUGUCUCAAUUAUCUUCACCUUGGUUUGCAGAUAUUGUAAAUUAUCUUGUAACUGGAGAGAUACCUUUGCAUUGGCCCAAGCAUGAUAAAUCUAAAUUUUUAUCCAAGGUUAAGUACUUCUUUUGGGAUGAUCCAUACUUGUUUAAAUAUUGCCCAGACCAGAUUAUUAGAAGGUGCAUUCCUGAAAGUGACCAAUGUAGUACUAGUGGUCAAGUUGAGAUAUCUAAUAGGGAGAUUAAAAAUAUACUUGAAAAAACAGUGAACCCUAAUAGGAAAGAUUGGUCUUUACGCCUUAAUGACGCAUUAUGGGCUUACGGUAUGGCAUUUAAAACUCCCAUUGGAAUGUCUCCUUACCGACUUGUCUAUGGCAAGGCAUGUCACUUACCUGUAGAACUAGAACACAAGGCAUAUUGGGCUACCAAAAAACUCAAUUUUGAUCUUGACAAGGCAGGUGUUCGCAGAAAGCUUCAACUUCUUGAGCUAGAGGAAAUUCGGGAUGAUGCUUACGACCGUGCCAAAUCAUACAAAGACCGUAUGAAAAGGGUUCAUGAUCAAAACAUUUUAAGAAAAUCUUUCACUUCUGGUCAAAAAGUCUUUCUUUAUAAUUCUCGUUUGCAUUUAUUCCCAGGCAAACUUCGUUCUCGAUGGUCUGGCCCUUUUAUUGUUCGCACUAGCUAUCCGCAUGGGGCAGUUGAAAUUGAGAAUCCUAAAGAUGGUUCCGUGUCUAAAGUGAAUGGGCAGCGGUUGAAACCGUUUAUAGAAUUGAAAAUCCCAGAAGUAGAGGAAAUCCUUUUGGAAGAUCCUAUUUAUCAGGAUUAA